CGUCGUGUCACCAGUCGGCACAUUGCAAGGAUUUGCCUAGCAGGGUAAAUCUCGUAUCGUAGCAACCAUAGACGCGUAUCCUUCGCAUGGCUAAGCGUUGCGUAUCGUCACUCCCUGGAGCACGAAGCACAAUGGAAUCAGCGGCGGUCUCGGUCCUGAAACGAGCGGUGGAGAUGGACAAGAACGAGCAAUACACGAUGGCGUUGGUAUUGUACCAGGAAGGCGUGCAAAUACUUCUCGACGCGGUAAAAGAGACGAGGCAAACCUUCAAGACGGAAUACCUUACGACCAAGGCGAAGGAGUAUCUCGACAGAGCCGAGACGGUGAAAAAGUUAAUCAGCACGAGGAAAUCAGCUGGCAUAUAUACGGAACUGAUUAAAAUCGAGGAUGGAUCGACGGGGUAUGGCUACGCGAGUGUCUUCGGCAGAUUCUUGGAUGGUAGCGUCACUUCAAUUGACAUCGAAGAUCCAUAUAUACGAGCCUUCCACCAGUGUCAGAAUCUAGUUAGACUAUGUGAACUGGCAGUUCAAAAGUGCUGUACACUGUCUAAGAUAUCCCUGCUUACAACUUACAACUCGAAAGAGUCUAGCCAAAUCUCGAGAUUGGCUGAACUGAAAGAAAGUUUGGCGUCUCGUAAUAUUUCUUUUGACUUCUCCUUUUCCGAGACAUUGCAUGACAGACAGAUCACAUUGAGCAACGGAUGGGUGAUAAAAAUCGGACGUGGAUUGGACUAUUUUAAAACGCCGGAAGGCAAAUUCGUUCUUGGCUCGUGCGAUCUAGAGUUAAGACCGUGCCAGGAAACUACUGUACACAUUCUUCAUAAGAACAAUUUUAUUGUAGACGCAGGACCAUCAAAAUAGGAUAUUCAAUUGAUAAUAAGAUAAUGGUUAAUAAUUUUCAUAUAUUUUCUUCAUAAAUGUAUAUUAUGGCACAUUUUUAGUACGUGACAAAAGAAAACAUUUACAUUUUUACAGUACGC
Molecule: messenger RNA, 979 nt
Organism: Cyphomyrmex costatus
Lineage: Eukaryota; Metazoa; Arthropoda; Insecta; Hymenoptera; Formicidae
Product: MIT domain-containing protein 1
Exons: 5
Coding region: 87-860 (257 amino acids)
Source: RefSeq, a predicted model, not a curated record